CAGGAGUCGGAGAGGAUGGCCGGGGCCAGCGGCCAGCACCACCCUCCGGGGGCUGCCGGAGGAGCGCCUGCUGGGGCCGGCGCCGUGGUCACCCCCGCAGCUGCCUCGGCGGGGCCCGGAGAGGAUUCGUCCGACAGCGAAGCAGAACAAGAGGGACCCCAGAAACUGAUCCGCAAAGUGUCCACCUCGGGGCAGAUCCGGACCAAGACCAGUAUUAAAGAGGGCCAGCUGUUGAAGCAAACCAGUUCUUUUCAAAGGUGGAAAAAGCGAUACUUCAAGCUCAGAGGCCGUACACUUUACUAUGCAAAGGACUCGAAGUCUCUGAUAUUUGAUGAAGUUGACCUCUCGGAUGCCAGCGUAGCUGAAGCCAGCACAAAAAACGCUAACAACAGCUUCACGAUUAUCACUCCAUUCAGAAGACUAAUGCUGUGUGCUGAGAACAGAAAGGAGAUGGAGGAUUGGAUCAGCUCACUGAAGUCUGUACAGACCAGGGAACCUUACGAGGUGGCCCAGUUUAACGUGGAACAUUUCUCAGGGAUGCAUAACUGGUACGCCUGUUCCCACGCCCGACCCACCUUCUGCAACGUGUGCCGAGAGAGUCUUUCUGGAGUCACCUCCCACGGCCUGUCCUGCGAAGUAUGUAAAUUCAAGGCUCACAAAAGGUGUGCAGUGAGGGCAACAAAUAACUGCAAAUGGACGACCCUGGCCUCCGUCGGGAAGGACAUCAUCGAGGACGAGGACGGAGUCGCGAUGCCUCACCAGUGGCUAGAGGGUAACUUGCCUGUGAGUGCCAAAUGUGCGGUCUGUGACAAAACGUGUGGCAGUGUGCUUCGUCUGCAAGAUUGGAAAUGCCUUUGGUGUAAAACCAUGGUACACACUGCCUGCAAAGACGUAUACCAUUCUGUAUGUCCACUUGGCCAAUGUAAAGUGUCUAUCAUACCUCCAAUUGCACUAAACAGCACUGAUUCUGAUGGUUUCUGUAGAGCAACAUUUUCAUUUUGUGUUAGUCCUCUUCUGGUUUUUGUCAACUCUAAGAGUGGAGAUAAUCAGGGAGUAAAGUUCCUUCGACGGUUUAAGCAGUUACUAAAUCCGGCUCAGGUGUUUGAUUUAAUGAAUGGAGGUCCUUAUUUAGGUUUAAGAUUGUUCCAGAAGUUUGACAAUUUCCGGAUUCUUGUUUGCGGAGGAGAUGGAAGUGUAGGUUGGGUUUUGUCAGAAAUUGAUAAGCUCAACUUGAAUAAACAGUGUCAGCUGGGAGUGUUGCCUCUGGGGACUGGAAAUGACCUUGCCCGGGUUCUUGGCUGGGGAGGUUCAUACGAUGAUGACACCCAACUUCCCCAGAUACUAGAGAAGCUGGAACGAGCCAGUACCAAAAUGCUGGACAGGUGGAGUAUAAUGACCUAUGAACUCAAAUUGCCACCAAAGGCUUCUCUACUUCCAGAACCUCCAGGGGCACCUGAAGACAUUUAUAUGACAAUCUACGAAGACUCAGUUGCUGCUCAUCUUUCAAAAAUCCUUAAUUCUGAUGAACAUGCAGUGGUCAUAUCAUCUGCCAAGAUACUAUGUGAAACUGUAAAGGACUUCGUUGCCAAAGUCGAGAAGGCAAAUGAGAAAACAUUGGAAAAUGCUGUUGUAGCCGAUGCUGUGGCGAAUAAAUGUUCGGUCCUCAACGAGAAGCUGGAGCAGCUGCUCCAGGCUCUGCACACGGACUCCCCGGCCGCCCCGGUGCUCCCCCUCGUCGAAGAAGACACCGUGGAAUCUUCCAGCGAAGAGUCCUUGUGUGAAAGCAAGGAGCAGCUCUUGGGGGACUCUGCCAGAUCUUCCUCCCAGAAAGCAGUCAAGCCAAAUGAAAUCAUGUUGCGGGCUAAUAGUUUAAAGAAAGCAGUGAGGCAAGUCAUCGAAGAAGCCGGAAAAGCUAUCGAUGAACAGACAGUUCACCCUUGUGAGGCAGUCAAUCAGUCCUUCGAUUAUGAUAGUACAGAAACAGAUGAAUCUAAAGAAGAAUCUAAAGAUGACGAUGCAAAAGAGUCAUUAACUGUUAAAACUGCACCUCGGUCUCCAGAUGGUCGGGCAAGUCGUUCCCAGACUGACCUGGGCCCUGGUUCAACUGUGGCAGCCAGCAAAGAAAACCUCCCUGUGCUCAAUACCCGAAUAAUCUGCCCAGGCUUAAGAGCAGGAUUAGCUGCCUCAAUUGCUGGGAGUUCUAUUAUCAACAAAAUGUUACUAGCAAAUAUUGAUCCUUUCGGUGCAACACCAUUUAUUGACCCAGAUCCAGAUUCACUAGAUGGAUAUUCAGAAAAAUGUGUCAUGAACAAUUACUUUGGGAUUGGAUUAGAUGCAAAAAUUUCAUUAGAAUUUAAUAAUAAGAGAGAGGAGCACCCUGAAAAAUGCAGGAGCCGAACUAAAAACUUGAUGUGGUAUGGAGUCCUUGGAACCCGGGAGUUACUACAGAGAUCAUACAAGAAUUUAGAACAGAGGGUUCAACUUGAGUGUGAUGGACAGUAUAUUCCUCUCCCCAGUCUGCAAGGAAUAGCUGUAUUGAACAUUCCCAGCUAUGCCGGAGGCACUAACUUUUGGGGUGGAACUAAAGAGGACGAUAUAUUUGCUGCACCAUCAUUUGAUGACAAGAUCCUGGAAGUUGUUGCAAUAUUUGACAGCGUGCAAAUGGCAGUUUCAAGGGUCAUUAAACUACAGCAUCAUCGAAUAGCCCAGUGCCGCACAGUAAAAAUCACUAUAUUCGGUGAUGAGGGAGUCCCCGUGCAGGUGGAUGGCGAAGCAUGGGUUCAGCCUCCAGGGAUCAUCAAAAUUGUGCACAAAAACAGAGCUCAGAUGCUCACAAGGGACCGGGCCUUCGAAAGCACUCUAAAAUCUUGGGAAGAUAAACAGAAGUGUGAUUCCGGUAAACCAGUUCUUCGAACCCACUUGUACAUCCAACAUGCUGUUGACUUGGCAACGGAGGAGGUGUCGCAGAUGCAGCUGUGCUCCCAGGCUGCGGAGGAGCUCAUUACGAGGAUUUGUGAUGCAGCCACGAUCCACUGUCUUUUGGAGCAAGAACUGGCCCACGCUGUGAAUGCUUGCUCCCAUGCCCUGAAUAAAGCCAACCCUCGCUUCCCAGAGGGUCUUACGAGAGACACUGCCACUGAAAUAGCCAUGAAUGUGAAGGCGCUGUAUAAUGAAACGGAAUCUUUACUGGUUGGCAGAGUUCCUUUGCAGCUGGAGUCUCCACACGAGGAGCGGGUAUCCAAUGCCUUACACUCCGUGGAGGUGGAGCUACAGAAACUAACCGAGAUCCCCUGGCUUUAUUACAUCCUCCACCCGAAUGAGGAUGAGGAGCCUCCGAUGGAUUGUGCCAAGAGAAACAGCAGAAGCACCGUGUUCCGUAUAGUGCCAAAAUUUAAAAAGGAAAAGGCUCAGAAGCAGAAGACCAGUUCACAGCACGGAUCUGGGGAUAUCGAAAGUGGGUCAUAUGAAGCGAAUUCUCCAGGGAAUUAAAGAGCUUGGAAGGAGCACUCCCCAGUCUGAGGUGUAAUCAUAUUGGUGCUAUUCCUUGGAAGGGAAGUAAUUGCUACUUAAUACAAAGUCUUUGGAAGCAGUCAACUGUUCUUGUAGUUUUCUGCCAAGAUAAGUAAGCACCACUGAAGCACCUCUGUGGCUUGAUAUUUUGCCAUUGGUGAACAUUUUGAUUUGAGGUAUCCGAAAAUAUUUUUGUGCCAAAAAAUACAUUCCACAAAGCCAUUUUCUUAUUGUGCAAACCUGACAUGUUCAUAUUUGCUCAUAAUAGUAAAAAAAAGAAAGGAAGAAUCUGAAACAACUGCAUUGUCGUAAAGAUGAAAUUGCAAAAUGUUUGCUUUCCUUAAACUUGGUCGGGUGGAAUGUUCUCACUGUGCAACCGCGUCGACGGUUUAUGGCUAAAACUUCUUAGGUCGAGUUAUUGGCAGCAUUGGCUUCUUCCUUAAAAUCACUGGUUAGAGGACUAAGAUGUAUUAAGGUGUGUUUGGAAUGUCAGAUUCGUAUCACUUCAGAUUCCUCUUGCUCUGUGGUCAAAGAAUAUGGUUAAAAUCCCUCAAAUACUAUGACUGAAUGCAAAACUUAAUGCACGAGGUUGCUGCCUGAAUUGUCUUUUUCUUGCAUGUCACAUCUAAUAUUGUAACACUCAGUGUUAAUGUCAGUUUUAAUGGAAUUAAUUUAUUACUACCUGAGUACCAUUUUGUUAGCUAAGGGCACUUUUCUGUUCUUUGAUGUAGACUUUGCAUAUAUACUCUGUAUCUGAGAAUUUGUGAACAUGUGUCUGUGCCAUAGUCAACAAAUGAUAUACAUCUUAGGCAAGCCAAUUUUGUCAACCUGUCAUAAACACUAGGUGUGCACAUUAAGAAAAUUCUCUGGACGUUUUCGCAAAAUUACAUGUUUUGUUGUCUAACAACACUAUGCUUUCCAAACCAGAAUUUCCACAUUUGUUCUUAU
Molossus molossus (Pallas's mastiff bat) is the source of this 4458-nucleotide messenger RNA. It is a transcript of the gene DGKH, whose product is annotated as diacylglycerol kinase eta. Gene Ontology annotation, biological process: diacylglycerol metabolic process; lipid phosphorylation; intracellular signal transduction. The record is from RefSeq and is a predicted model, not a curated record. Bases 16 to 3489 code for a protein of 1157 amino acids. Lineage: Eukaryota; Metazoa; Chordata; Mammalia; Chiroptera; Molossidae. The transcript is spliced from 29 exons. Gene Ontology annotation, molecular function: protein binding; ATP-dependent diacylglycerol kinase activity.